Schistocerca cancellata (South American locust) is the source of this 1683-nucleotide messenger RNA. RefSeq lists its product as uncharacterized. The transcript has 3 exons. Lineage: Eukaryota; Metazoa; Arthropoda; Insecta; Orthoptera; Acrididae. Bases 430 to 1011 code for a protein of 193 amino acids. The record is from RefSeq and is a predicted model, not a curated record.
CUGUAUAGUCUGCCAACCGCCAUGUUCGAAUUUGGCAAGAACUUAUUGCCAAUAAGUUUCUCUCGGUCUGCACGGUCUAUAAGGAAUUAAGGAUUAUCGAAAUGGUGAUUUCUUGUUCCUCUUUCAAUUGUACGAAGCGAUGGAGUAAGGAAAGUGACUUACCAUAGGACUACCGAUACAAUACGAUAAAAAUACAGACUUUGUGCGUUUGCUAAUUCGAUGUUUUUGAACAGGUUUCCUCUAAAACACCCAGAGCUGCUAAAGAAGUGGAUUACUUCCAUGAAGCGGAAAGGUUUCAAUCAUACGUCUUGCAGUCUUCUUUGCGGAAACCAUUUCCGACAAGAUGAUUACGUACUGAGCCCUGGAACGUGAAAGAAACGUCUCAAACCCGAAGCAGUGCCAUCAAUUAUUGACUUUACGACACAUUUCAUGCCACCAAAUAAACAGCCACGACGACAUGUUGUUAGGAUUUUGAGUGACAACUAUCCUUCUCCAUUUGAGCGUUCUGUCAUGGAAUCCGUGCUCGAUUUGCCCCCUGCAGAAGCUACUGAUAGCCUGGAGAAUGUUGUCAAUGAGAAUUCUUCCGUGGAAAGCAUGUCCCAUUUAUCCAAUGCAGAAGCUGCGAAUUGUGUCGAAAACAGUGCAGUUGGUUCUUCAGUAAUUGAUUGUGGUAUACAGUCGAAAGUAGAAAUGGAAGACAAGGCGACCGAAACUUGCAAUUUUUUCUCAGACAUUGUGCACGAAUUAAAACGUAAACCGAAGUGCGUCCGUGAAAAACUUCGAAGAAAAGAAAAGAAAGUGUUUUCCAUGGAUGACACCAUAAGUUCAUUGAAGGAGAAGCGGCAUCUUCCUGAGAAGUUACAUAACUUCCUCAAUCAUCAGAAAGGAACACAAGUGGAAUUAGUGUGCAAUUUAGUGAACAAUUCUCUUUCGUCAAAGGGUAAUAGAUACACAACAAAUGUGAAAAAUGCUUGUGAUGACUGUGUACUUUUAUUCACCAGCAGCAUAUGAAUACCUGCAAAAGUUAAUGCCUCUGCCCCAUAAAUCAUUCAUUUCCAAAUGGGUGGCAAGUGUUUUUAAGUACAUUGAUUUAAACCCAAUUGUAAGGGACCAGUUCAGCGAUUCAUGUCUAAUUGUAGACAGUAUGGCAAUUAGGAAGCAAGUAGUUUGGGACCAAGGAACUAAGCAAUACACAGGUUUUUUAGACUUUGGUGGGGAAGUGCCUCAGUCAAAAGUAGUAAUAGAGGCAUCUGAGGCUCUGGUUUUCAUGCUUGACUCUAUUAAAGGCAAAUUUAAAUGCCCGAUUGCAUAUUUCUUAAUAAACGGUGUACAUGCAAUUAAUCAGGCCACACUGAUAAAAUCUGCUUUAGAGAGGCUGCUUAGUUCUGGCAUUAGGGUUUGGUGUGUUACAUGUGAUGUCUGCAAGGUAAAUAUAAGCACUUUACAUUCACUUGGCUGUACUUUAUAUUUUUACAAGGGUGAUUUUAAAAGCCACAUUCCUCAUCCUGUGGAAAAAUACAGUGUUUAUUGUAUCUUGGACAUGUGUCAUAUGAUUAAGUUGGCCAGAAAUGCCCUAGCAGAAGUAUCUGCUAUUAAGUCUCCAACUGGCAUUAUUAAAUGGCAUUUCAUUGAACAGUUGAACAAGGUACAACAAGAAGAAGGUAUGACAUUUGCCAACAAACU